This is a messenger RNA of Rotaria sp. Silwood2, 498 nucleotides long. The record is from the annotation of a GenBank genome assembly. Lineage: Eukaryota; Metazoa; Rotifera; Eurotatoria; Philodinida; Philodinidae.
AUGACGGGGAACGAUAUCCUUGCUGCUGGUGCUGCCAGCAAAUGGAAUUUUACUGGUGCUUCUGCAAGUGAUGAAAAACAGCCCGUCUACGGACUAAUCAAUUUUGAACAAACACCGAAGGGUGUUCACAUCACAGGCCGUAUCGAUGGUUUAGGACAAGGGACUUCACACGGGUUUCAUAUUCACGAGUUCGGUGAUGGUUGCACAACUGCUGGUGCACAUUUUAAUCCGCUCAAUCGUGUCCAUGGUGGUCCAAAUGACGUUGAAAGACAUCUGGGUGAUUUGGGAAAUGUGACAGCAGAUAUUUAUGGCGUAGUUUAUCUCAACAUACUCGAUCCAAUGAUAUCUCUUUACGGUGAACAUUCAAUUGUUGGGCGUGCUAUUGUUAUUCAUGCGAUGCCCGACGAUUUGGGUCGUGGAGGGAAUGAGGAAUCGUUGAAGACGGGAAAUGCGGGCGCAAGACUUGCUUGUGGUGUCAUUGGAUUUGCAAAACCAUAA